Messenger RNA from Varroa destructor (honeybee mite), 8032 nucleotides. It is a transcript of the gene Lis-1, whose product is annotated as LisH and WD40 domain-containing Lis-1. Gene Ontology annotation, molecular function: protein binding; U6 snRNA binding; U4 snRNA binding. Gene Ontology annotation, cellular component: U4/U6 x U5 tri-snRNP complex; COPI vesicle coat. The record is from RefSeq and is a predicted model, not a curated record. Lineage: Eukaryota; Metazoa; Arthropoda; Arachnida; Mesostigmata; Varroidae. Gene Ontology annotation, biological process: intra-Golgi vesicle-mediated transport; retrograde vesicle-mediated transport, Golgi to endoplasmic reticulum; endoplasmic reticulum to Golgi vesicle-mediated transport.
CGUGUUUUCAUUUAUUAGAUACCGGGUAACAUGAACUAAAAAUCGCGGCUUUUUAUUAACAGAGCUAUCAUUAUUAACUGAGCUAAUUUUCUAGUGCUACCACUGAACUGUUCCUCCUCCUCCUUUCAGCUUGUUUAUAGCUGUUCUGUCUUUCCCCUUACCACUCCAGCUAAUCGGUCGGCCGCGCGCUUUUUCUCUACAUAAUGUGCAGGUUUGUUUGGCUCUCUGCGGCGGUUCCAAGUGUUAUUACGAGUUUUUCUUGUGUAUAAAGCUCAACGGUGGGGUAGCUGCAGAAUAGUUCAGUAGUAAAGGCAUCGCCCAGUUUGCUACUUCGCUUAAAUUUCUCCUUGCUCAGCUCAAUAGUAGGCGCCCGAACGUCCACCCGCCUGUUUGUCUUCAGUAAAACCCUCCUGUUGUCUUUGUCUAUUAACAACAUUGUCAUUGCGUUUCUAUUGCUUCUUGUGGAUGCUGUAAUAACGGCUAUAUAGUUAUACGCGCCACUACCGCUGGAGACUUUAUUUUUGUUCAUCGUCAACUUGUUUGAGCCGUCUCCGUUUGUACCACCGUGAGCUUUUUACAGCUCAGUUGCUUACUCCAGCUGCUACUAAGCGCCGUUGCUACUAAAACUAAUAGAAAAAAGGCGCAACACCGGCCUGCUCACUUGCCGUUUCGUGUUUCGUCCCGGCUAGUGGCUGUGACUGUGACGACGACGACGACGACGACGACAACGACGAUCGUAGAAGUGUUCUGCUGUAUUCUGCUCCCGCUGUUGAUACACAAAUAUAGGAGUGGUGGUUUGUUGAUUGCUUGGUAGAUUUAGGCUACUUGUAUUAGGUGGUGUUGCUGAUUGGUGUUGUCUCGUCUCGUUGUUGUGACUCUCUCUCUCUUGAUUGAUGGAAUUGGGUUUAGGGUAGUGUCGUACCAGACGUACCUCGUAGUCUGUAUCUGUCUGAUUGUCUACAUCGGUUUCCCUGUGUAUCGUAGCUGAUGGUGGUUGGUCGUAUUGGUGUGGUUCUCUGGGACUACGGCCUUCCGUUGCCACUACUGCUACCGUGGUGACCUACUGCCUAAGUGGUUAGUGGCCCAGCCAUGCCAACCAGUCCCGUGUGUGUGUAGUUUAACAACGAACGAGCGAGAGCUUCAUUGUAUGUGUUUUUGCUAUUCACUUGCAUAACUAUUACCACCGUACGACUGUGAGUGAAGCAGUUCUAUCCGUUAGAUGUCUAACGUACGAGAAGGCCUAUAGAAGAGACCUAGCAAGAUAACCUGGUGCUGCUGGUGCCAAUCCAUAGUAAUACUGGAAUAGAGGAAACCAGCCGGCGACACUCCGGUCAAGACGUCUACUUUGUCGAAUUAAGAUAUAAGGUAGAGCGUCGCUCCGCCUAUUUGUUCUAGCGGUGCACUGCUACCCAGUUCUUCUAGCAGCGGUAUGAAAAUGGUGCUCUCACCUAAGUCCAGGGAGGAAUUGCAUAAGGCGAUUGCAGACUAUCUCAGCUCGCAAGGUUUCAUGGGAGCCCUGGAAGCAUUCAAGAGAGAAGCAAACCUGAAUGGGGAAAUCGAUAAAACAGCAUCAGGACUUCUCGAAAAGAAAUGGAUGUCAGUUGUCCGUCUUCAAAAAAAGGUGAUGGAUAUGGAGGCCAAGUAUGCUGCAGCAGAAAAGGAAUACAUUAGUGGGGCACCGACUAGGGAUAAAAGAACACCAGUUGAAUGGAUUCCAAGACCACCUGAACGAUACUGUCUUACAGGGCAUCGGGCUCCUAUAACAGCUGUUUUAUUCCAUCCCACAUACUCUGUAGUAAUCUCGGCGUCUGAAGAUGCCACUAUAAAACUAUGGGACUACGAGAGUGGGGAUUUUGAAAAAACGCUCAAAGGCCACACGGAUGUCGUCCAGGAUUUAGCUCUCGAUCCACAUGGUGGAAAAUUAUUAGCUUCCUGUUCGGCUGACAUGAAUGUCAAACUGUGGGACUUCCAAAGCUACGAGUGCAUACGUACAAUGCGUGGUCACGAUCAUAAUGUCAGCUCAGUGGCUUUUCUUCCAUCAGGUGACCACUUGAUCUCAUGCUCGAGAGACAAGACAAUUAAAGUGUGGGAGGUGGCGACCGGAUACUGCGUCAAGACUCUCACAGGUCACCGGGAAUGGGUUCGCCGGAUUGCUUGCAACUGGGACGGGGCUCUUCUGGCUUCUUGUUCUCAAGAUCACUCGAUUCGAGUGUGGGCGUUAGAGACAAAAGAAUGUCGACAGGAAAUGCGUGAACAUGACAAUACCGUUGAGUGCAUAGCGUGGGCGCCUGCAUCCGCUAUUGAGGCUAUCAAUCAUGCUGCGGCUCCUGAUGUCAGUAAUGCAUCCGGUGAUAAAAAGAGACAAGGGCCUUUCUUAGCUUCGGGUAGCCGCGACAAAUUAAUCAAAAUUUGGGAUGCUUCGACUGGGCAAUGCUUAAUAACACUAACUGGACAUGACAACUGGGUACGUAGCCUUAAGUUCCAUCCGGGAGGAAAGUACCUACUUAGUGCGUCCGAUGACAAGACAGUUCGGGUAUGGGACCUCAAGACCGCCCGUUGUUCAAAAACAUUGGACGCUCAUGAACAUUUCUGCACAAGCCUUGACUUUCACCCGACAGCGCCAUAUUGCGUCACUGGCAGCGUAGACGAAAAGAUCAAGAUUUGGGAAUGCCGCUGAAGUAUACUUAAGCACUACCCCUAAGCAAUUUAGGAUCUGCAGCAGGAUUCAUGUGGCCAUUAACUGCAGAGGUUCACCAGUACCGAAAGCAAGAAAACCUUGCAUGGACGACAAUGAUCAAAUACGACAAUAUGCAAAGGGGGAGCUGUGCUGGUUCGCCUGUACUUUAUUUCUUUUACGUGGACGCGUCAAUAGGCCAAAUGAAAGAUUAAAAAGGUUCUACUCGGCGCGGAAAUGAGAUAACGUUAAUAUUUAGUAAUGUCUUUAGAUAAUCGCAAAAACAGAAUGAAUACAAUAAGUGAAAAACGUGGUGUAGGGUACAUGUCAGUUGGAGACCACUUAGGAAAAAAAAAUAUAUAUAUAUAUAUAUAUAUAUAUAUAUAUAUAUAUAAAGAAAGAAGCGAUGACUGAGACUUUAGGUGACGAUUUUAAGUGAAAGUGUUGAUGACUGGCAGAUGGAACACUACAGAAAGGACAUCAUCGUGCCUUAUGUAACGCACACAACAUGCAACAUUUGUGUGACCCCAACAACGGUGGCCCGGGAGCCCACUUCUGGUAUAUUUAGCCUUCGGUUGUUGUCUUUAUUCUAUUGAAGUAGAAGGCCACUGGAAAAAAAUCAACUAAAAGCUAGAGCAGUAUUGUACCUGCAAAGGCUGGUAACUUGUGUGUUGGGCUGUUCACCGCCUAUCACAAAAUAACUAAUGAUACUCUAUUUGGAUAGAUUCUACGUUAAGCUAAUCAAUCAGUAUACUGGUGAUAUAGUGUCGAGAACACAAUUGGGCCAUUUCGUGUCUAAGGAUUGCGAAGAUAAUUUUUGCGGAAAGAGACCGCGCCCCCAAGUGAUGAAUAUUUAGACAAGUUUUCUACCGCAACCAACAUUAUGUUCACUAUUCAUCAUACGAUGGCACUAGGUCACACAUAAAUAAGAACAGUGACGGCAGUGACAAAAUCUACUCAAAUCAGCAUUACAUUCUUUAGUUCGACUGCUCUGUGGCCUGUUCCUGCAUCGAUCAACUCGCAUUAGUGGAUGAGUGAGCUGACGGAGGAGGGCUCCAUCGAUAUGGUAGUCUGCAAGGCAGUAUUAACGAGAAUGUUGAUUCUGAUAUGAAAUAAACAAUAUUAGACCCUUGUUAGAAGUUACAGUCAUUGUGCCAUCUAGAUGAUGGCUAUAUGCUAAAGAUAGGUUUUUAUACUGCGUGAACCGCGCUAACGUUUCCAUUAGCACUCCCGGGCCGGCGGGCGAUUUGUGUUAACCGGCGACAGGCGGGCCAGUGGGUGAAAGACUUAGAUCAACCAUGUCCUCAGUCAGUCGCCCAUUAGCAUCAGUAUUAGCUUUAAGUGUGCACUCACCUACCGUUUCACCUGUCUCCGAUAAGGGUGGCUUUCGAGGUAGGUCCAUAAACAUGUAACAAACAGUCGAUAAAAAUGUAACGUAAGAAUUACGCUGAUAUAACUAGAACGGCCGGGCGGAACUCAGAGAACCCGGAAGAACAAACAGAAAAAACGAGUGGAACAUUGCAUAGAGAGGUUGUGAAUAGCCCGGUAAAAAAAAUAAAAGCAGAUGUCUCGAAGCGCAUUUUAACGGCGUGAAUGCUGGGUUGUCGAAUGCUGUAACUUGCUUACCGAAGGCAUGGUACCAGGGAUUAACUUUAUGCUAGACCAAUAACACUGUUUAGUGAAGAGUAUCAAGCGCAUUGGUUUCCGAGUGAGUAGAAAGCAAAUGACAAUGCUUCUACAGUUAGUAAAAUUGGCAAAGUUACGUUUUGAAAUCAUUUAUUUCCUCUAGACGCGCGUUAGGUUCACAGACAUCACGUUUAUCGUUCAGUGUUCUAACCGGUAGGACUGUUACCUUCCAUAGUCGUGAUUCGUAAAGUCUAGCGCUAAUAAGCUAGUAAUUAUAAAAAGAUAAUAAUGACUGUUUACUGCGGAAUCCUGUUAUUAUGUAAGAAAAACCCUUGAAUGAAUUCCUGAGCCAAUUAAUUAAUAGCGGUUGCAGCCAAAUAUGAACAUCAUACGUAGUAAAAUCUAGCUGCUGUUCAUUUGUAACUAUCGUGGCCACAUAUGGGGUAUGACGAUGAUAAUGGUAAUGUUCGAUAGAGAUAUAUAUACGUAUAGAAAAUAUAUAUUUUCGGUGAAAAAUGGAAACAUAGCAGCUCUACUAACACUACAUAUGUAUAAGUGUGAUUAAGAUUUAAUGUAAGACAAAGGUAAAUGGGGUAAGGAAUAUCUCAGUGCGAAACUAAACCAGUAAAUUUUACAGAUGGGCAAAUUGUUUGAGUAAUUUACUAUUUUUAAUUGAGAGUCUAAGACUGCUUGAAUGAGUAAGGGAUGGCGAUAAAUAGCUUUGUCGGAAAUGGGAGUCAUCAAGAAUCAUUGCUGGGGUCUGAACUCUGAAAAAAUGAAGAACUCACGUUUGUUGCUAUCUAUAUUGUAUGUUGUGUGUGUAGGCUUGUUUGUCGGACUGUUUACGGAAUAUAUUCUUUGCCGUUUGUCUUCGUUGAUUACGGUUGUCUUUCGAAUACCGCAGUCGCUGGUCGUUCUGGAAGAUACAGAACGCCUCACAACUGUCUUAUAAUACCUAUAGAGUGGCGUUGUCAAUUAUCAGGACUAACACGAACUCAGACGUUCGCCCAUAUUGUUUGUUUAUUAUUUAGAUUAACUUAUUUUUCGUAUUGUUGGCUGAAGUGCGCAGUUUGCUUGACGUACGCAGAAAGGAGAAGCCUAUGAGGUAUGCACGGAUUGUAACGGCUGCAAGAUCGCAAGAGAUAGUUACAAAAGCAAAACCGUUUAAAAUGCCUUUUUCUAGCAUGGAAGAAUACUAGUGAAGCUCUAAUGGGAACCAGCGGUCAAAAUGGUUGGAGGGCUAGUCAGGGGCCCUCUAACCGUGAGAAUGUCGUAGUAUGUGUACAGAUUAACUGAAUAGAAACUGAAACAAAUUUCUGUUUUCGGCGAAGACAUCCAUUCGAUUGUAAAACAAGAAGUAGAUGCUGCCUUUUACCCAUUUUAGGGAUUGGGUAUCCUAUUUCAACAAGGACUAGAGCUUAUAACCAUAAAGACGGUAGUCCAUCUGGGUAGGUCGCUUAGAAAUCAAUAGUACUGAAUUACAGGCUACCUUUGUGGGUAGCUUAUGGUUACCGUAGCCCACAUUGUUUUUUUUUUUCACUAAUCAACCAAAGUAAUGCUCUACGAAGUCCUAGGGAUUAUGUUUGGUAUUUAGCAGCAAGGAAAGAAACACUUGACAUGAUACACGGAAACACCAAUCUCGUAUGGUUGCAGCUACGUCGUUCACUGAUAGAAAAAGCUGACCUACGCCUCGUUGAGUAUGCACUGCAUUGUGAAUUUGCUACGGGUGCAAAUUGUCCCGCUCAUCUGAAUGGAAUACAAGUUAUGAGAUGACAAGCCUACCAAAAUAUGGACGACUUGUUUUUACGCCUCGCAAGAGCCGUGAAAAUACAAAGGUCUGCUGGCUGAUCCUACCGUAUUGUCAUAGGGUGUCAACUGGUGAAUAUCACCAGGAAUAUUAUAAUUAUGCUCAUUAUUAAAAUUAUGCGUAAUAGUGCAGCACUAGAAACAUCAAAUGCUGAUAAAACUUGAUUUAUAACAACUGUUGCUGUAAACAUAUGAAAAUCUAAUGGACACAAAGACGACCUACCAAGUCAAUGCAAAGGCAUAUCUGCAUCUUCGUCUGAAGCUCGAAGACUGUUAACGUAUUGACAUUAAAGGGACAAUGCGCUACAGUUGUCUAAAAGAGUUGAGCGGCUUUACUUAUGACAGAAUUCAAAGGAAAAGCUUCCGCUUGAAGGUAAGAAGGAUUGCACCUAAACCACCUGACGAUCAUAGUAGACGUAACAGUGCGGCUUUGAUACAUUGAGUUGGUGCUUUGAUUCAUUGAGUUGUUGUUGCGGUGCGAUGCAUACUCGCUAGGAUAUCUAGUGGCGGCCAGUACAAGCGAAUCCUAAUACUUUUUAAAGUCAUAUGUGCCGCAAUCUUCCUUAUGCGCUCGAAACUGUUUUGUGUUUUUUUUUUUCUGUAUUUACAGUCGAUUUUUAUGGUUUUCCUUUAUUUAUCAAUGUUCUAAAAAGCCUUUUUUUUGAACGCGUUGACUAGGACAUUGGGCCUAAAAAUCGUGGUAAUAUACUAACUACUUCUGCUACACGUUAUGUAGUGAGUCUGAAAGUUUUCCAAAGCGUACGCUCUAGGUAGAAUGUUAUAUGGUAUACAUGCAUCAUUACACAUGGUAUAUAUACACGCCUUAAAUUCGUUUUCGUUUAGUAGGGAAAUUUGUCUCCAGUUCUAUAUCAUAGGACUUACAAAACCAAUUUUUACAGGGCCUUCCUGUUUUAAAGUACUUUGAAUAGUAAGCUUGCGUAUGGGCGUUAAAAAUUGGAUGAAGAGUAAGUUGCAGCGAUAUCGGAUGAUAACCAUAAAAAAUCAAAUUACAUGACAUAAAAUGCUCUCGGUUAUAGCUAUAAUGGUCAAACGACAAAGAAAAUUAAAGCGGAUGAUUUUUGGCGUACUUUCCGCUACAUCUAGUGGGGUACAAAUAUUUCUAUUAAACGAAAGUGGGCGACAAGAGGCAUUUGUAACAUGCGUAUAAGUACCGGGAGCUCUGAGGGAAGAGCGCCCUCCGCAGAAAUCUUUUUGCUUCUUCAAUAGUGAAUAAUGUUUUAAAUUCCUUUUAUCCAUCGAUAAACGUUAAUCAUUUUAUUAUCAUUGUUAUGUAUAUACAAGUAAUUAUUAACAUUUAUUGAUUAUUCGCCAGCGUUUAAUAAUAAUAAAAUUGAAAAAAAAAAUAGAUUCAAACGGCGCAGGUGUAAAAAGGAAAUAACAUUGUCAGGCAAGCAGAGGAGAAGUAGGUUUGUGUGAUAACUUUCUAAUAGUGGUUGCUGCGGUGACAUCUAACCGAUAAGUCCAGUACGAUAUCUCCAGGCAUGCACUCCUUCAACGCUACAGCAAACGAUAUUAAAACGAAAACCUCAAAAGAAGCGGAAAACAGACAUUUAGUGGAAGAUUGGGUUGUGUGUAACACAUAGAGAAAAUCUAAUAGGACGGAUUAUGCUAGGGUGGCAGUUAAGUCAGUAUAUGAGUCACACGUAGAUAUUGCAACGACGAUAGCAAAAUGUGUGGCAGACCACAAAGGAGGCGUGGAUCGUUAAAACACAGACAAGACAGUGCUAAAAAUGCGAUACAGGAGUGAAGCUUUUAAAACGAAUGAGAUUUUGCCAGAAGAGCAAAUUUAUGGAAAACUUAUGGGAUGACAUAACUCAAACAGCCCUCUUUAAUUAAAUAAUGAGGAAUCUUUAAAUAAAGUAAAAAAAAAAACACAUGCACGAACCUAUUAUGCAAUUAAACAGA